Molecule: messenger RNA, 936 nt
Organism: Huiozyma naganishii CBS 8797
Lineage: Eukaryota; Fungi; Ascomycota; Saccharomycetes; Saccharomycetales; Saccharomycetaceae
Gene: ILV6
Product: acetolactate synthase regulatory subunit
Exons: 1
Coding region: 1-936 (311 amino acids)
Biological process (GO): branched-chain amino acid biosynthetic process
Cellular component (GO): acetolactate synthase complex; mitochondrial nucleoid
Molecular function (GO): acetolactate synthase regulator activity
Source: RefSeq, a predicted model, not a curated record
AUGCUUAGAACACUGUUGAGUGGUUCCGUUGGCAGAACUUUUGCGAGGACUUCUGUGAGAUGCUCGUCGUCUUCUACCUCCGCCAUGGCGUAUAAGCAGAUGCAUAAGCAUCAUGCGAGGCCACCGCUACCCGUUGUGGAAACGCCCUCCUGGGACGCAAACGCUGCCGUCUCGUCUAUCCUGUACGAGACACCACCACCUUCGACGCAGCCAAGGAAGCAACAUGUGCUGAACUGUUUGGUCCAGAAUGAGCCCGGUGUGUUGUCCCGUGUCUCCGGGACUUUGGCUGCCCGUGGGUUCAACAUCGACUCCUUGAUCGUAUGCAACACGGAGGUCAAGGAUCUAUCGCGGAUGACCAUCGUGUUGCAAGGUCAGGACAAUGUGAUCGAGCAGGCAAGGAGACAGAUUGAGGAUUUGGUCCCCGUGUAUGCUGUGCUCAACUACACCGAGUCGCAGCUGGUAAAGCGGGAGCUGUUGCUGUGCAGGGUAUCGCUUCUGGGUGCCGAGUACUUCGAAGACCUGUUGCUGCACCAUCACCAGCGUACUGCCGGUCCCAGAGACACGAAGCGCAAGGAAUCUGAGUUGAUCGAUAACAUCAGAAACCAGGAAUACCACCCAUCGAACAUGGCACCAAGUGCUGUGCUGAGGAUGAAGCACGAACACUUGAACGACAUCACGAACCUGUCCAAGAACUUUGGCGGGAAGAUUGUUGAUAUCUCUGAAACGAGCUGCAUUGUCGAGCUGGCCGCUAAGCCUACUAGAGUCUCUGCCUUCUUAAAACUGGUGGAACCUUUUGGUAUUCUGGAGGUCACCAGAAGCGGUAUGAUGGCCUUGCCAAGAACCCCUCUACAAACCUCUAGAGAGGAAUUGGAGGGCGCCGACGAGCAGAGCAAGAUAAGCGACAUCGUCGACAUCUCGCAACUGCCACCAGGUUAG